CUUCUUCCCUUCUCUUAUACUCACCAAGCCAUAAUUUUUUUUGGGAGGGAGAAUGAAAAUACAUGUACUGCUUGACGAAAAACAUCCCAAAUGUGGCUUUCACAGAUUAUUGUGGAAGGGCUAUAAAACCAAACACUGCAGGGAAGCGCCAUUCAAUAACGAUUCCAUUUACAUAAUAACCCUGCAAAUGGAUUCAUUGUAAAUGGUCGAUUGUGAACGUGAUGGUGUUUGCUUCGUUGGAAUUUCAGGUAUAGAAUUGAUACUGGAAAUAUACAGUGAGAUGCCUUUCACAUCAUUGUAUAGCUGCUGUCCUCUAAGUAAACCCUGCUCUAUAGGCUUGUGGUUUUCUACUUUCAACACCAUUCUAAAUAUUAGGGUAAUAUUUAAAAUAAGGUAACAAUUAUGGCACUUUUUGGUUAUCGAAAAAUGUGACUAUUACCAAACCCCAAAAUGAAAGAGCUCCUGUGUGUUUAUCUUAGUGUUUGUGGGCUUGUGCACGCACAUGGGCGCGCAUGACCUCGUUAUAAAAUCGACCUUUUGUGAUAUAAACGAAAACAUAUACGUGUUUUGAUAUUAUAUCUAAAGAGGUCACAUAAAUAGCAUAUAAUAACAAUGCCUAUACGAGUGCGCAUGCAUAUAUAUGCGUGUGUAUCUUUGUACACAGUUUCUGGACCCAAUGUGUAAAAUGUUAAACAGCUGUUAUGGGACUGUCAUAUCCGUCAGUAUUAACUUAAUGGAUGGGCUUUUUAUUGCAACACAUGUCAAUGGAUGCACUUCAUAUUUCAUUAUUAUGCAUCUUUGGAGAAUUAUAUUUAUUCUGGAGCCCAAAACUCACUGAGCAGACUGGAUUGUUGGGGUUUGUCGAGAAGUCUCAAUAUCAGUUUUUUGGGAUAUGUUUUUUUUUCACCUCUGAAGCCUGACUCUUGCAAGUAUGAAUAGCUACUGGCAUGAAAUGUGUGUGUGUGUGUGUAUGUGCUUGUGUGUGCGUGUGUGUGUAUGUGUGUGUGUGAGUGGUGGGGGCGUUCUCGACUGACAUCCUCAAACAAUACGAGAAAGAGGAGUGCACGAAUCCGCGCACCCUAGGCUGGGCUCCUUCCCUGUAAUAGUGAGCGUCAGCCAUUCUUAAAAAACACAUUUUGUAGCUUAGUGGACUGGACUGGAGAGGGCGAGAAGAGGAUAAACUGAGCGGACAAAGAUGUAAAUAAAAACAGUCGUCCUCACAGCUGAGCGAGGCGUUUCUUCACCAGAGUUUUUGGAUCAAUCAGGCACAACAGUGGCUCCUUUUGAUUAAACCCCAAAUUGUCAUUGGGCAGAGGUAAUCAUGUGACAGGCAAAUUCGGUCCAAUUUCAACCUUGUCUCCAUGAAUUCAAUAGUUUAAUAGUAGCUCGGUCCCCAUACGGUUGAAUCAGUGAUAUAGAAAAAAAAAAAAAAAACACCACCAGGAGAUUUUUUUUAAUGAUUUUUUUAUUUCUCGUCCUCACUGAGCCGCGACAUUUAUAUAAAAAAAAAAAAUACGCGUGCAAACUUUUCCUCGUGCUCUCAGAGGGAGCGGAGAUGAAUUACGAAUUCGAGCGAGAGAGCGGUUUUAUCAAUAGUCAGCCGUCGCUUGCUGAGUGCCUGACAUCUUUCCCCCCUGUCGCUGAUUCAUUUCAAAGUUCAUCAAUCAAGAGCUCGACGCUUUCACGCCCGACACUGAUUCCUCCUCCCUUUGAGCAGACCAUUCCUAGCCUGAAUCCGAGCAGCCAUCCGCGGCACGGCCGGCCCAGACACAGCCCCGACGGAUGCAGCCCGCUGCCCACCGCCUCCUUACCGCCGGAGUACCCCUGGAUGCGGGAGAAGAAAGCCUCCAAGAGGAGCCACCUGCCGACCUCUACUUCCACCAUCUCAAAUGGACACGAGUGUUUUUCUCCAAAAGGCUCGCCUGAGAUUGUGGAUAGCAGCGGUGGUGGAGGUGGAGGAGGAGGAGGCUCUCGCCGGCUGAGGACUGCGUACACCAACACCCAGCUGCUGGAGCUGGAGAAGGAGUUCCACUUCAACAAGUAUCUGUGCCGGCCGAGGAGAGUGGAAAUAGCGGCCCUGCUGGAGCUCACCGAGAGGCAGGUCAAAGUGUGGUUCCAGAACCGGCGCAUGAAGCACAAGAGGCAGACGCAGAGCAAGGAGAACCACAACCACAACGGGGAUGGGAAAGGGACGUGCACAGAGGACGGCAUCCACACCGACGAAGAGGAGGAGGAGGACGAGGAAGAAGGCCCUCUGUAUGAGAGGAGUGGAGCUCUGCUGGAGAGAGAUACCUGCUCCUUUCAGAAUAACACAACUCAGCUCCACAAUGGAGAGUCCAUGAGCUUUGCUGCUGCUGCGUCGCUGAACAGCAAUGACAAAAAUCUGAAACAUUUCCCCAUCCAGGCACCCACUGUUCCGGGCUGCAUGUCAACAAUGGGCCCGGGCUCGGCCUGCUCUGGCCCAGACAAUAGCGAUAGUCCCCCGGCCCUGGAUGUUUCUAUACACGAUUUUCAAGUAUUCUCGUCGGAUUCCUGCCUGCAGCUCUCCGAUGCAGCCUCGCCGAGCCUGUGCGAGUCUCUGGACAGCCCCGUGGACAUUUCUACGGACAGUUUCUAUUUUUUCUCGGAGUCCCUAACUACAAUCGACCUGCAGCAUCUGAACUAUUAACUGAAAAUCAAUCACAAUAGCUUUUCCUUUUUUUUCCUCGAGGACAAUAAAUAUCAGGCUAUUAAACUCUGAUGUUAUUUGUAUAUUCGGCACAUUUAUUCUGUUGAUAUUUGACUUAAUACAAAGGUAAGGAUGAAAUGAAAAUCACUGAAAAUAGCUCUACUCAAACUUGUAAUUACCAUAACAGAAUUGAUCUCUUGGAAUGGAAAAUUAUGAGUGUAUGUGAAUAAUUAUACAAUAUUAUAGGCCUAUGGAACCUGGUCAUUUUAUUUUUGUAUAGCUUCCAAUGUCUUGGAUAUUUUUGUUAGAAUACAAUUAACUUGCUACAAUCCUUUUUUUUCUCCCCUGGUGUUUUGAGUCGUUUCUUUUUUCUAUUUA
Sebastes umbrosus (honeycomb rockfish) is the source of this 3046-nucleotide messenger RNA. RefSeq names its product homeobox protein Hox-A2a-like. NCBI's taxonomy places the organism in Eukaryota, Metazoa, Chordata, Actinopteri, Perciformes, Sebastidae. Bases 1457 to 2668 code for a protein of 403 amino acids. The transcript is spliced from 2 exons. Gene Ontology annotation, biological process: regulation of DNA-templated transcription. Gene Ontology annotation, molecular function: DNA-binding transcription factor activity, RNA polymerase II-specific; DNA binding. The record is from RefSeq and is a predicted model, not a curated record.